Ochotona curzoniae (black-lipped pika) is the source of this 156-nucleotide messenger RNA. Its product is annotated as 60S ribosomal protein L39-like. Gene Ontology annotation, molecular function: structural constituent of ribosome. The coding region runs from base 1 to 156 and encodes 51 amino acids. The transcript has a single exon. Lineage: Eukaryota; Metazoa; Chordata; Mammalia; Lagomorpha; Ochotonidae. The record is from RefSeq and is a predicted model, not a curated record. Gene Ontology annotation, cellular component: ribosome; cytosolic large ribosomal subunit. Gene Ontology annotation, biological process: translation.
AUGUCUUCUCACAAGACCUUCAGCAUUAAGAAAUUCCUGGCCAAAAAACAAAAACAAAAUCAUCCCAUCCCCCAAAAGGUUCAAAUGAAGAUUGGUAAUAAGAUCAGGUAUAACUCCAAGAGGAGACAAUGGAGAAGAACCAAGCUGGGUCUGUGA